UUCACUUCCCUGUUUUGGCCGUGAGAGCUUGGUAUUCUGACAUCUUCAUGAGCUCCAUUUGGCUUCAUAAACCUGCUGUUGUGAGCUUGUCAAGAUGUUUGUUUGAUUUUUGUGAUUUUACUCGUGUGGAUGGAUGAGGAACAGAUUCAAAACAAUCCAUAUAGUAUGACAGUGGAUCUAAACUCCACCAACAUGUCUGCAACUAUGAAGCCAGAGCAGGGACCAGUGGAGUACCGCAUUUCAGGCCUGAUUUUCUACUGCUUCAUCUUCGUCAUUGGAGUCAUGGUUAAUUUCACAGCUUUAUGGGUGUUUGCCCUAACCACAAAGAAAAGGAACUCAGUCACUAUCCACAUGAUAAACGUGGCACUGGUAGACCUCACCUUCAUCCUGCUGCUUCCUUUCAGAAUGGUAUACCACCACCAGGACUACUGGCCUUUUGGAGAUCUUUUCUGUCGAAUCAUGGCAGCCUUCACCAUUUUCUACCCUUGCAUGGCUUUGUGGCUGUUUGCCCUGAUUAGCACUGACCGUUACAUGGCCAUUGUCCAGCCAAAGCACGGCAAGGAGUUGAGAAACGUCCCGAAGGCUGUGGUGGGCAGUGUUGGGGUCUGGGUCAUGACCAUGGGCAGUUCUGUACCAUUGCUCUUCUCCCAGAAGGACCCUGACCGGGCCUCUAACUUCACCACCUGCAUCAAGAUGCAAGACAUCAUCCACAUGCGCCAUGACAACCCCGUCAACUUUGUGCGACUUAUCUUUUUCUUCCUCGUCCCCAUCUGCAUAAUGAUCGGCUGCUAUGUCGUCAUUGUGGACAAUCUGAUUCAUGGCCGCACCUCUAAACUCAAACCUAAAGUAAAGCAAAAGUCCAUCCGGAUUAUAAUCACGCUCAUUAUUCAAGUGCUGGUGUGUUUUGUGCCUUUUCAUGUGUGUUUGGUUGUCCGUUUGCUGGGGAACGGCAUCGACGGGGGGUAUAGCACUUGGGCAGUCUUCACCACAUUCCUCAUGAACCUAAGCACAGUCUUGGAUAUCAUCCUGUACUACAUCGUCUCCAAGCAGUUCCAGGACAGGGUGAUUAGCGUGAUUCUGUACAGGAACUAUCUGCGGAGCGUGAGACGAAAGAGCAGGCACACGCACACAGGCAGCAUCAGAUCAAUGAGCAAUAUGACCAGCGCAAUGAUAUGAAACAGCCACAGUCAUUUCAAAAUGGGACUGCGAUACGUACUGUGAGCGCUUUUGCACAAUGUAACACUGAAUGCAUCGCUGUGUACAUGGUUCAUUAUCAAAGUCUAAAUCAAGAACUUGCAAUUAAUUUCCAAGGUGUAAUUUACACUCACAGUAUGGGAGUGCUGCUGUUGUGGCAAAAAACAUCUGUGUUCAGAGCUGAUUGACUCACCCAUGAGACUUGAGAUGGUGUUUUUCUUCUUUUUUUUGUGCAUCUUUGCUUUAGCAGACAAAGCACGAGUGGCUGUGUCUCAGGUGUGAUGUGUGCAGGUGAAAAUAAAGCUCACAUUCAUUUAAGAUGUAGCACACAGUAUCUCAAUGUCUGCUUUGUUGUACGUGAACAUUGAAACUCUUCUCAACCUACU
Molecule: messenger RNA, 1580 nt
Organism: Maylandia zebra (zebra mbuna)
Lineage: Eukaryota; Metazoa; Chordata; Actinopteri; Cichliformes; Cichlidae
Source: RefSeq, a predicted model, not a curated record